Molecule: messenger RNA, 528 nt
Organism: Ruditapes philippinarum (Manila clam)
Lineage: Eukaryota; Metazoa; Mollusca; Bivalvia; Venerida; Veneridae
Product: monocarboxylate transporter 12-like
Exons: 3
Coding region: 1-528 (175 amino acids)
Biological process (GO): monocarboxylic acid transport; transmembrane transport
Molecular function (GO): monocarboxylic acid transmembrane transporter activity
Source: RefSeq, a predicted model, not a curated record
AUGAUUUGUGACGUGACAGACAGACGGGUGGACGGCUGCUAUGGCUGGAUUGUCGUGAUGUCGGGGUUUUGUCUAAUCGUAUUAACGGAUGGUAUAUUGUUUACUUUUGGCAACUUGCUGAUUGAGCUCACAGAGUACUUUGAUGCUGAUCGUGCCAGGAUAGCUCUCGUUGGAGCAUUAAUGCUUGGCUUUUCUUGCCUCACUGGACCAAUAAGUGGAGGUCUUUGUGACAGGUUUGGUUGUCGGAUGGUUGCAGUGACUGGUGCUGUGUUAUCGUCCGUCAGUUUGUUGAUUAGUUCGUUCGCCACAAACGUUACAUAUCUGUACCUUACCUACGGUGUUCUUGGUGUGCAUGAUACAGCACUUGCUUUGUCCCUGAGUCGACCUUUGUUCUGGGACUCAUUUGAGAGACAUCUAAUUUUGUUAGUGAAUGAGCGUGGAAUCGAACCUGCGACUGCGACCCUGGUUGAAAAGUCAAGAGCGUUACCAGUGAACUACGGAUUCUUAUGUCAUGGUCAUGUUCACUAA